This is a messenger RNA of Sycon ciliatum, 1015 nucleotides long. RefSeq names its product small nuclear ribonucleoprotein-associated protein B'-like. Gene Ontology annotation, biological process: mRNA splicing, via spliceosome. NCBI's taxonomy places the organism in Eukaryota, Metazoa, Porifera, Calcarea, Leucosolenida, Sycettidae. Gene Ontology annotation, molecular function: RNA binding. The transcript has a single exon. Gene Ontology annotation, cellular component: U4 snRNP; cytoplasm; catalytic step 2 spliceosome. The record is from RefSeq and is a predicted model, not a curated record. The coding region runs from base 149 to 811 and encodes 220 amino acids.
GCAAGUGACUAAAAAAUUUGAUUUGUUGUGUGCAUCUCAUGUUCAGGCAAUGGAUGAUCUAGCCCUCUUUGGUAUUCGACUUUAGCACUGUGUACGUAUAUUGUUUAGUAAUUUACUCAUUUUGUCACCGACACACAUAACCAGCAAGAUGCCGGCGGCCGGUAAGGGAGGUAAAAUGAUGAAUCUCAUCAAUUAUCGGAUGAGAAUUACACUACAGGAUAGUCGUGUAUUCAUUGGCACAUUUCUGGCCUUCGACAAGCAUAUGAAUUUGGUACUAGGCGAUUGUGAGGAAUUCCGGAGAAUAAAGCCUAAGAAUCAGAAGCAACCUGAACGUGAGGAGAAAAGGACGCUUGGAUUGGUGCUAUUGCGCGGUGAGCAGUUAGUGUCCAUGACUAUUGAAGCACCACCUGCUGAAAAGGAUAAGAGGCAGGCUGCUGCGUCUAGUUCUCAGCCUGGACCUGGCGUUGGACGUGCAGCCGGUCGUGGAGUUGGCAUUGCAGCACCAACAGCACUAGGAGCUCCCAGAAUGGCUGCACCAGCUGGUUUAGCUGGUCCGACAAGAGGACUCGGCGGUCAACCGAUUGCUGGUCCCCCAAGCGGCCCGCCUGCUCGUCCUCCGGCAGGUGCUCCACCACCAGGCAUGAUGAUGCCACCAAUGGGUAGAGGAAUGGCAGGACCGCCCCCAGGCGGCCCAGGUGGACCUCCAACUCGGCCUCCAGGCGGUCAUCCUGGUGGACCUCCACCUGGUAUGAUGAUGCCACCAAUGGGUCGUGGUGGUCCACCGCCAAGAGGUCCAAUGCCUCCAUUCUAACUGUGAGUAAUUUUGAAUUGGAAAGCACAGACGGAUCAGGAUCGGCAGCGCUGUUGUGACCCUGCUCUGCUUUGAACGAAGAUAUCCAGAACACUUUUUUAAGUUUUUUUAUACCUUUUGGUUGACUGUACUCCAUACAUGUUCAGUGUAUAAUGUUAUGUGAUCAUCAUAAUACAAGGAAUCUCAAGGUGUCAAUUGUCCACA